Molecule: messenger RNA, 480 nt
Organism: Armigeres subalbatus
Lineage: Eukaryota; Metazoa; Arthropoda; Insecta; Diptera; Culicidae
Product: cysteine-rich venom protein 6-like
Exons: 2
Coding region: 130-456 (108 amino acids)
Source: RefSeq, a predicted model, not a curated record
GUGCAGCUUUUGUCUUAGGAUUUCCAUAGGCAAUGCGCUUGAAGAAGGAUUUUAUCACGCAUAUACAGCUUCCAGAUUGCCAUAUAAAAGGAAUCACACACGCAUCUUGGUCAUCAUAAUUCCUUGAAGAUGAGAUUCGCAACAAUCGCCCUUGUCCUUGCCGCCAGUACUGCCGCACUCUGCCAUCACGUGCCAUGCAAAGUGUGCCUGGAUCCCAACACCGAGUACCGACUGUGCGGCAAUGAGUGUCCCAGAACCUGUGAAAACCUGCACCCGGAACCACCGUGCACGCAAGUUUGUAUGCGCGGCUGCUACUGCAAGAAGGGCUACGUACGCGAAAACCACAGUGGACUGUGCGUUCGGCCAGAGGAUUGUCCGAAGCCCAAGCCGAAACCUUCCUGCGGAUGUUCCAAGGCCCCAAAGCCGAGCAAGUGUGAACAUGAAUGGUCGUUUUAAAUAUUGAUGUCUGGUUUUUGACUG